Fukomys damarensis (Damara mole-rat) is the source of this 2776-nucleotide messenger RNA. RefSeq names its product TSPY like 2 (gene Tspyl2). The transcript has 7 exons. The coding region runs from base 170 to 2200 and encodes 676 amino acids. The record is from RefSeq and is a predicted model, not a curated record. NCBI's taxonomy places the organism in Eukaryota, Metazoa, Chordata, Mammalia, Rodentia, Bathyergidae. Gene Ontology annotation, molecular function: histone binding; chromatin binding. Gene Ontology annotation, biological process: nucleosome assembly. Gene Ontology annotation, cellular component: chromatin; nucleus.
AUUGGCGCGGAGGGAGUAGGGCAGGCGCUGUGGGAGGGAACUCCAGAGCGAGGCAGUGAGGCGAGCUGGUCCUGUGAGGGUACGCAGCUGCCUUUCAGGUGUGACUGGUAGCGACUGCGGAAAGCGAAGGAGCGAGUGCAAUCCCCUGAGCUUUCUGAGAGCGAUAAUCAUGGACCGCCCGGAUGAAGGUCCUCCUGCCAAGACCCGCCGCCUGAGCACUUCUGAGCCCUCUCAGUAUCAUCAGCCGCCGCCGCCGCCGCCGCUCCUGCGAUUGCCCCUGCCUCCACCCCAGCAACGUCCGAGGCUCCGGGAGGAAACCGAGGCGGCACAGGUGCUGGCUGACAUGAGGGGGGUGGGACUGGGCCCGGCGCUGCCCCCACCUCCACCCUAUGUCAUUCUCGAGGAGGGAGGGAUCCGCGCAUACUUCACCUUGGGUGCAGGGGGGCCCGGCUGGGAUCCCGCCAUUGAUUCGGGGUAUGGGUACGGGGAGGUGCCCCUUCCCACAGGGAGCCUGGAAACACUCCCCUCCGAAAUCUCUGGGGAAAGCCUGGAAAUUGACAUUCAGGUUUCAGAGGCCAGCAGUCUUGCUGAAGAGAAGGCCCUAGAAACCUGUAGCUCAGAGGUGUGGGGCCCCCAGAUAUUAGUGGGUCCAAAGAGGCAUGAAGAGGCUGUCAUCAUAGUGGAAGAUGAUGAUGAGGAUGAAAAGGAAAGUGUGAGGAGGAGGCGGAGACGGAGGAGGAGGAAGCAGAGGAAGGUGAAGAAGGAAAGCAAAGAAAGAAAUGCUGAGAGGAUGGAAAGUAUCCUGCAGGCGCUGGAGAGCAUUCAGAUGGACCUGGAAGCCGUCAACAUCAAAGCAGGCAAGGCCUUCCUGCGUCUCAAGCGCAAGUUCAUCCAGAUGCGACGUCCCUUCCUGGAGCGCAGAGAUCUCAUCAUCCAGCAUAUCCCAGGCUUCUGGGUCAAAGCAUUCCUCAACCACCCCAGAAUUUCAGUUUUGAUCAGCCAACGUGAUGAAGACAUUUUCCGCUACUUGACCAAUCUUCAGGUACAGGAUCUCAGACAUAUCUCCAUGGGCUACAAAAUGAAGCUAUACUUCCGGACAAAUCCUUACUUCACAAACACAGUGAUUGUCAAGGAGUUCCAAUGCAGCCGCUCAGGCCGGCUAGUAUCUCACUCCACUCCAAUCCGCUGGCAUCGGGGCCAGGAACCCCAGGCACAGGGUCGCAGGAACCAGGACGCCAACCAUAGCUUCUUUAGCUGGUUCUCAAACCACAGCGUUCCAGAAGCUGACAGGAUUGCUGAGAUUAUCAAGAAUGAUUUGUGGGUUAACCCUCUACGCUACUACAUGAGAGAUGGGGACAUCAGGGGAAACGGAAAGAAGCAAGAAGAGAAAGAAAGUAAAGCCAAGGAGGAAUAUGAGAUGGUAAUCAUGGAAGAUGCUUAUGACCAUUAUGCCAUGGAAGACAUUCUCAGCGAGAUCUCAGACAUUGACGAGUCUACUGACAAUGAGACCAUUCAUGACAUCAAGAUCUCUGACUUCAUGGAUACCACUGACUACUUCGAGACCACUGACAAUGAGAUAACUGACAUCAAUGAGAGCCUGUGUGACAGCGAGAGCCCUGACUACAAUGAGAGCCUCAGCAACACGAUCACUAUCAGUGACAGUACUGAUGACAUUGAGACCACUGACGAGAGUGUUGAUGACAAUGAGAACCCAGAAGACAAGAAUACCUAUGACAUUGAGUAUCCCAACAAUAAUCCUGACAGUGACAACAAUAGCCUGGGAGACAUUAACCAGGGCAGCAGUGGUAAUAACCAAGAUAGCAUGGAGAGUGACAUUGGAGAUGAGAGCAGUGAUGAAGAUGAUGGUAGUGAAGGUGACAAUGAGAGCAGUUAUGAUGAUGGCAAUGAGGGUGACAAUGAGGGAAGCGAUGAUGAUGAUGAUGAUGACGAUGACAGAGACAUUGAAUACUAUAAGAAUGACAUGGUAGUCUUUGACAAGGAUCAAGAUAAUAGCACCUACCAGGAAAGCUAUGACGAUGAGAUAGAGAUCAUCUCUGAUGAACCAAUGGAGGAAGAGGAAGACGAGGACAGCUACCAGGAGGAGGAAAGUGAAAUGGACUCAGAAGACAUUGACAUGGAGCAAGUGCUUCACGUUCCAAAUGCUUGGCCCAACAUGAAGAAGAUGGGGAAAACUGGAUAAACAUCUACUCUUUCCCAGGCAUCUCCUCUCAGUAUCCCUCUUACCCCCCCUGCCCUGUUUGCCCUUCCCCUCAGCCCCCUCCCCCCCAAAUUGUACUCCUGGGGUGUAACUGACUUCGCACACGGGUUUAAAGUUUAUUUUUAUGGUUUAGUAAUCGAAGAGUUCUCAUUUUGGGGGUGGAGAUAUUCCCUGUAUUUGGCCCUCUUUCCCCACAGGCUUCUGUGUGCUGCUAUUUAUUGUGAUGCCUUGGUCAGGGACCCUUUAGCCCUCUUCUCUUUGGUGUUGGCCCCAGCCCCUUCCCCCAUGCUAUAAUGAGUGGACACCCUGAUCCUGAAGUGGGCAGGGCUGUUGUGGCCUUCGUUGUAACCUCGCAGUGGCCUUGGAGGCUCUGCCUCCAUCCUGUUUGCCCAAAUUUUCCCCUUCCACAUUCCUCUCUUACGGCCUUGCCUGCUAGCUCGCCAGGCUUUGAUGUCAACACUAGGCUGCUUAGCCUUUGCUGUAUUCCUGACCCCCUCCCACAAAAGUCCCGCCUCUCCCUGUGAAUUUUCAUGACCCUAAUAAAACUGAGCAAAUUCA